UUGUUUCCGUAUCGACUGAAAGAAUACUGAAUAGAGAGUGUGUGUGGGGUUAAAACUUCGCUUCGGGAACUUAAACUUCUUAGAAUCAACUCAGCGGCAGUAUGGCCAAAGAGUACGACCAUUUAUUUAAGUUGUUAAUUAUCGGAGAUAGCGGAGUUGGCAAAAGCAGUCUUCUUCUUCGGUUUGCAGACAACACAUUUUCAGGAACAUAUAUUACAACAAUUGGAGUGGACUUCAAAAUCAGGACAAUUGAUUUGAAUGGUGAGAGGGUCAAACUUCAGAUAUGGGACACAGCAGGCCAAGAAAGAUUCCGUACAAUUACAUCAACAUAUUAUCGUGGUACCCAUGGAGUUAUAGUAGUAUAUGAUGUCACAAGUGCAGAGACAUUUGUCAAUGUAAAGAGAUGGCUACAUGAAAUUGAACAAAAUUGUGAUGUAGUGAGUAGAAUAUUAGUUGGAAACAAAAAUGACUGUCCAGAGAGAAAAGUGGUCCUAACGGAAGAUGCAACAAAUUUUGCUGAACAAAUGGGCAUUCAAUUAUUUGAAACGAGUGCAAAGGAAAACAUCAAUGUAGAAGAGAUGUUUAACGCAAUUACCGAAUUAGUACUGAAGCAAAAGAAAGAGAAUGCUGCUAAGCAGACUGCCCAGGACAAUAGCCAGACAGUUAAGCUGAAUGGAAGGAAAGGAAACAAGAGCAAGAGUGGAUGCUGUAAAUGAUCUUAAGCAGCGAGAAUCAACCUAGAAUAUAGUAAGCACAUUGAAGUCAAUCUCUACAACCAUCAUUGGGUGUACAUAGCGCCCUCUAGUGGGACUACAUUACCCCUGUAUUAAUACUUGACACAAUUGGAAAGUGAGCUCUUAUCAGUAGUAGAUUACAGAACUUGUUUACUCAUUCCAAUUUGCCUACUUUUUCUUGUUUUCAUUUUCAACAAAAUAUUCUUUAUUGGCAGCUUAAUUAUGAAAGUUUUUUUUUUUUCCAAAUUGUUGAGAAAAACUGCAUGAAAUGGUUAAAACAAUUUUAUUAUUUGUCACAAUUUGUCAUGCAAAUUAUGAAGUCAAGGAUGCCUGGAAGGCAUAUCAUUAUAGCUCAGGUGCCUGAGGAAACCUGUAAACUACUUGUACUCUUCCAUGAUUUACAUGUUAUGAGUUCUUUUAAGGUAUUAGCUCUUGUCAUACUGCUUGACCUGUCCCAUGCACAAAGCAUUGUAAAAUACAAGCAGAAUUGAAUGUGAAUUAAAUCCAAAUUCUUUUUGACAACCAAGUUUGAAUACCACUUCACUAGCCUGCUUGCUCCCACACUGCCACAAUUUGAUCGGUAAUAAAUAGACAAGAUCAAAUCCAGCCCUUACCAACUCAAUCAUCACAUGAUGAGCUUGCUUUCAUGUAAGGGCACCCUCAACGGGGCUUUAACAACAAGUAGAAGAAUGGCAAGUUGGCAAUAAGUAAAUUAACUCGUAAUCAGAGUGGAAUCAACGAUUUGGGAAAGUCCACCUGGUAACGCUAUUAAGUGGUUCCCUACCACCUAAAUCAGUCGGGUUGAUGAGCCUAGCUGAGCCUAGCUUAAAGCUUCAAUCUUUAUUCUAUACAUGUCUGUAUAUAUUAAGAAAUGGAUUUUUUUCUGAGACAUUUUAAUCAAGGGAAGGAAUAUUACAUGUAUACUACUAGUCAAUUGGAGACAUUCAGCCACUAGAUGGCGGCAGAAAUACCAGUUCAAUUUCCAUCAUGUGUGUUAUUCUAAGCAUGUGUGUUUUGGAUAACAGUGGCUGUGUUAGGUUAAAUUUGCUGCCUCAUUAGUAUGUGACUGUCAUUUUAUUGUCUGCCAUUAACUUUCUUACAAAUGUGUGAGUUUUGCUACACAAGCUUUGAGUCAAGUUUUCAAUAAAGACAGCACCGCCCCUUCCCACCAAUGCCGACUACAUUAUCUGAUUUAUCUAUUUAAUAUCCAGUUGUGCUUCCAUCUGUCUUGCUUAAUGGUUUAAUUUGCAGUGCUAGGAUUGACCUUACACUCUUGUAGUUUACAUGUAUGACUGUAUUGAACAAGUGGGUAUUGGAGACUUUAUGUGUACAUUUUUCAUUUUCCUUAAAGGUUAUGAAUGUACAACGUUAUUUCUUACCCCUGACACUCUCAGCAGAAACUGUGUCAAAUCUUUAAUAAAAAGAAGUUACACAUCCAUAUGGUUGAUUCUGGUCAGCAAAGAAUCGUUGGUUUUGCAUUGACGUUCAAGACUAAUCCAUCAACGUAGUGAAACCAGGCUGGGGAUUACAUGGGAAUUGGGGCUGAUUAGAAUUAAUACAUACAACUCAUACUAAUGUUUGAUUGAGAGAGGGUUAAACCUAAUAAGGGUAGUGCUUCAUUGUGUUCAGGUAUUUGACUUUGUGUAGUAUUGCAUGUAAAUAAAACUACAUUCGUCCUUUGGUAACAAUUUAUAUUUGUAUAAAAUAUCAAAAAUCAUUUUUAAAGGGCCUAACUGUGUGUAAAGCGUUGAAUUGUUGUAUAUUUCCUGUCACUUGCCCCUUCCAUAUCAUUCAAUAGUCCAACUCUAGCUAGUUUGAUAAGUUAAAAUUGUUUUGAAGAAAGACAGAGCCCAUUACUGAUUUCUCUAAUACAGUCCUCUUGCACCAAAGACACUGCUUAAACUUUAAGGCAGUGGACACUAUUGGUACUUAUGCAAAAUAAUUGUUAGCAUUAAAACUUACUUGGUAAUGAGUAAUG
This is a messenger RNA of Asterias rubens (European starfish), 2712 nucleotides long. Its product is annotated as ras-related protein Rab-35-like. The record is from RefSeq and is a predicted model, not a curated record. Bases 102 to 716 code for a protein of 204 amino acids. Gene Ontology annotation, molecular function: GTPase activity; GTP binding. The transcript has 6 exons. Lineage: Eukaryota; Metazoa; Echinodermata; Asteroidea; Forcipulatida; Asteriidae.